AUGACUAUUCUGAAUGGUUCUGCCAAUAUAGAGAUCAGAACAGAACUUGGAGCUCUUUUUAGAGAGAAGAUUGAGUGGGAGAUCAGCAGGCUUAGUUCUGACAAAGAGUUUCUCAUCAUUUUCCCAGAUGAAGACAAGAGGCAUCAACUUGCUAGAAUCAAAAAUUUUGAAUUUGAGACUGCAGAUGUUAAAGCUCAAGUGAGGUCCACAGAUUUAAACCCUGGGGCUGAUGGCUGCUUAGAGGUGGUGUGGGUUAGGGCCUACAAUUUCCCAGAUUACGCUUUGACACCUGAGGCUGUAAUGGAGGUUUCUCACCUUGUUGGGGACCCAGAAGAAGUGGAUUUGGCUGCUCUUAAAUGGGGUUCAGCUGCUCAGCAGAAGGGAAAUGCUACUCAGCAUGUACAAAAUACUGCACAUAAAUAUACCCCAAUUCAAAACAAAGAGGUUGAGUCAUUUGUAGAACGAGUUGCUGAAGAAUCACUAACACAGAAUGAGGAUGAUAAUAAUACAAUUGGUGGAGGAGAUCAAAUCCUUACUCAACAGAGCGUUACAGAUAAUCUCAAUGUCCAAAACACAAUAGAUGAUACGGUGCUGCCACAGGAAAGUGAUGAUGUUGAGACAACCCUGCUGAACUCUACAACAGAACCUAAGGAGAUACAACAGAAUAAUGGGGGUCUGGGUGAAAAGAUGUUAGACUCUGAUGGGAAAUCUGAGGAAGAACUGGUGGACUAUGACUAUGAUUAUGAGCCUACUGAACGGGAGAAAGCCGAGAUGGAAAUUUUGGAAAAGGAGAUGGAAGGCAAAAUCAGAGCACUGGAACCUCACAUGAACUUCACAGAUGGCACCACGACUAAUAUGACAACAGAUGAUAAUAGUGGGGAAGACUUUGAAGCAACGAUUGCCAAAUUGUUCGAAGGGAAGGCUUUAGCUACAGAGGAAACAGAUGAAGUAAUCCAAGAGGAUAUGAAUGCUAGAAGGGUGAAGAAACAACCUGCAGAGGCACAGAGAAAGAGUUUGAGGAUUAGCAAUGUCAACAUCCAGGAGCAAGCUUCUAAACUCAAGGCCAAAAGGAAUGAAAUCACAGAAAUGGAGUAUUCUGCUGAAGGGGGCGGAAAAGAGAUGGGCUUCGAAGACGGCGGAAAGACUAUCAAGACAUUUGGAGCAAAGCGGCCAAGGCUAAUGUCUUUAGCGCUCUGUGUAGCGUUCUUUUGGGAUGUAAUCUUUGUUGUUUUAUGUCAUCACGUCUGCUAA
Miscanthus lutarioriparius is the source of this 1251-nucleotide messenger RNA. The record is from the annotation of a GenBank genome assembly. NCBI's taxonomy places the organism in Eukaryota, Viridiplantae, Streptophyta, Magnoliopsida, Poales, Poaceae.